AUGAGAAAUUUAAAUAAGAGGAAGUUAACAUGUGUGGAAAACCAAAGUCGUAAAAAAAGAAGUACGUGUGAUGUGGGAGAUAAAAAUGAAAAUGAUAUAAUACUUAAAUCAGAAAAUAAAAACAGGAAGAAUAUUACAAUAAAAAUGGACAAAGAAAGCAAAGAAAAGAAAGGCAAAAAUAUUAAUGAUAAAGAACAAGAUGAUGUUAUAUUUAUGAAUGAUGUGGAUGGUUAUAAUACAGAAUAUUUUAAAAAUUUAAAAAAAGGUGCUAUCAUAGAAAUGACGUUAUAUAAUUGGAUGGUUUUUAGCGGUCCUAUAACUCUAAGAGCUAAUCAAGGAAUAAAUUUAAUAGCUGCUGCAAAUGCAAGUGGUAAAUCUUCGAUUGCUUGUGCUUUGGUGUUUGGUUUAGGAUAUAAUAGUAAUAUAUUAUCUCGAAAUAAAGAAUUAAUAAAUUUUAUAAAGAAAGGUGAAAAGAAGAGUUUUAUAGAAAUUACCUUAAAAUGUGAUGAAGAGAAAAAAUAUAUAUGCAUAAAAAGAAUUAUGAAUAUUAUAAAUAAUAAAGUGGAGAGUUUUUGGUUUGUUAAUAAUAAAAAAGAAAAUUAUGAAAAAAUUGAAAAAAUCCAAAAAGAAUUCAAUUUAAAUUUAGAUAAUUUAAUUACAUUUAUGCCUCAAGAAAAUGUUAGUAAAUUUUCUAGACUAAAUCCUGAAGAAUUAUUUGAAUGCACAUUAUUAGCUAUUGAUAAAAAAUUACUAGAUGAUUAUAAUUAUUUAAAAAAGAAGAUUGAAGAAAAGAAAAUUGGAGAAAAUAAAAUUAAAACAUAUGAACAUGAAAUAAUAGAAGAAGAAAAAAUUAUAAAUGAUUUAGAAAAAAAAAAAAACAAAUAUGAAAAUUUAAGAAUGUUAUUAUCUAGAAUGAAAUUAUACAGAGUAAAGAAAUCUUUGCUUUUAAUUGAACACAAGAAAAAACAAGUUAUAAAUAUAAAGGAACAUAUAGAAUCAUUGAUUAAAGAAAAGGAUACACAUUUUAAUACCUUGAAAUAUUAUUUGUCUGAAUUAGAGAAAUGUCACAAAGUUAUAAAUAAUUUAUCAUUAGAAUAUAGUUCAAAAAAAAUAAUUAUUAAGGAAUCACUUAAUAAAUAUAUGAAGCUUAAUUUAACCUUAGAAGAUAUGGAAAAACAAAUAAUUAAAGAAGAAAAAAUUAUGGAUGACACAGUUCAGAAUAUAUAUGAAAAUAAGGAGUGUAUAAAAGAAUUAGAAAAUAAGAAAAAAAAAAUAAAAGAAGAAAUAUACAAAUUAGAAGAAUUUUUUAAUCAAAAAAAGGAUGAAAGAAUUAAUACAAUAUUAACAAUAGAAGAAAAUAGAAUGAAUGAAAAUGCUUGUAUAAUAAGUAAAAAAAUAAAAAAUAUAAAUACAUUAAAUGAUGAUGAUAAUCAAUAUCAUAAUAUAAAAGAAAAAGAAUUACAAAAUGAUUUAAAAAAAAUAUCUGAUGAAAAUAAAAAAUUAUUAAUGAAAAAAUAUAAUUUACAAUCAGAAUAUAAAUCUAUAUUAGAUAAAUUAAAAAAAAGAAAAAACUAUAAAAAUAUACAAGAAGAAAAAUUUCUCAAUAGUAUUGAAUUUACAUUAAGAGAACGAAUUUUAAAUUAUAAAAAAAAUAUUAAAAAUAUUGUAGAAACAUAUAAUUUAUUGAAUAAGGAAUAUAUAGAAAAUUUAAAAAAAAAAUAUGAUCAAAUUAAAUUACAUAAUAUAAAUGAAUUUAAUGAUGAAAUUGUUGAUGAAUUAUCAAAACAAAAUAUAAUAUAUGGACCGUUAUGUAAAUAUAUAAAAUGUAUAAAACCACAAUAUGAUUAUAUUCUAGAAUAUUUUUUAAAGAAAUAUUUUAAUAGUUUUCUAUUAAUUCAAAAAGACAACAAAGAAUUUUUGGAAGUCUUAUAUAAAAAAUAUAAAUUAUCUAUUAUAACAACGAAUGAUAAAUAUUUUGAUACGAAUAAGGAUAAUAUAAAUAGGAACAAUAUAAAUUUUAAUGAUCGUAAUAAUAAUAAUAAUAAUGCGAUAUCUGGAUAUCCUAAAUUUUGCCAAGUUACUAAUGAAAUGAGAAAAAGAGGUGUGGAAUAUUUUUUAUAUGAACUUUUUGAUAGCCCAGAAGUUGUAAAGAAUAGUCUUAUAAACAUUGUACCUAUACAUAUAUCUUUUAUUGUUAAAGGAGAUACUUUGAAAAAUAAGAGCACAAAAGAAAUUAAUGAAUUUAAUAAAUUUAUGAUUAAUGAAAUAUCGAAACAAUUAAAUGAAGAGGUUAGGAGCUUAUUUUAUUUUUGUGAAGAUAAUAUACAUCGUUAUCGUAUUAGUACAUAUGAUAAAAAUAUAUUUAUAGAGAAUUUUUCUCAUAUAGAAAAAAAAAAAUGUAAAAUAUUAUAUAAUAUGAAUAACGAUGUAAAAAAAGAUAUAGACAAUUUGAUGGAAAGGAAAGAAAUAUGUGAAAAAGAACUUGAAGUAUUACAAAUACAAUUUUCUGAGUUUGAAAAAAUGAAAAAAGAAAAAAAUGAUGAAUACAAUAAAAUAAUUUUAGAAAGAAACGAAAUGAAUAUAAAAAAAAAGAAAUGUACUUUAUUAAAGAAUGAAUUAAUAAAAAUAAAUGAAAAUUUAGAUAAAUAUAUGAAAGGGGAAAAUAUUAUUGAAGAAAAAAAAAAUAUGAUUCUUAAAAAUAUUAAUUUAAUAAAUAAAAAAAAAAUUGAUAUAUGUGAUGAAUUUUUAUAUAUUUUAAAAGAACAUAGUAAAUAUGAUAAGGAAUUGUUUUAUAUUUAUCAUAAAUUAAAUCAAUGGAAAAAAUAUUUAUCAAUAAUAAAAAAUGAAAAUAUAGAAAAUGAAGAAAAACAUGAAAAUUUAAAAAAUAGUAUUGAAAUCGAAAAAAAUAAAUUAAAUUCUUAUAUGUAUGAUAUAAAUGAAUUAAACGGUUUAUUAAAAAUACAAAAAAAUGAAUUAAGUCAAGAAGAAAUCAAUACUUUAGAUACUAUACAUUUUAAUUUAGAACAAGUCGAAAAUAAAUUAAAAGAAUGUAUAAUUCAAGAAAAAAUAUAUAAUAAUUUAGAUAGUAAUAAUAAUAAAUGUGAAGAAAAAUAUAAUAUAUUAUUAUUAUCUAUAGAAAGACAUAAAGAAAAUGUUCAAAAUAAAAUAAAAGAAAUAAAUAAUUUAAAAGAAACCAUAUUAGAAAAUGAAAAACAAAUACAUUUUAUAUUACCACAUUGGUCAAAUCAAAUAAAUGAAUAUAUUAUUUUCCUAAAUUAUAAUUUUGAAAAGUUUAUGAAUUUUAUUAAUCCAGAAUUUUUUGGAAAAAUAGAUCUAAUCAAAAAAAAUGAUAUAUAUGAAAAAUGUGAAUUAUAUAUUAAAGUGAAAUUUAAAAAAAACGCACCUUUCUUAUUAUUAUCUAUAUCUCAUCAAUCGGGAGGUGAAAGAUCUUUAACAACUAUGUUAUAUAUUCUAUCUAUACAAAAAUUAACAAAAAAUGGGUUUUAUGUUUUAGAUGAAUUAAAUCAAGGGUUAGAUCAUAUUAACGAACAGAAAAUCUUCCAAUUACUUUCUUGCUUAUCAAAUCCUCUUAUGUAUAAACAAUACUUCUUACAUAAUUAUAAUUAUAAAUAUAUUCACAUCGAUUAUUGUUCAAUACCUCAAUAUUUUAUAUUAACACCACAAAUUAUUAAAAAUAUCGUUUUUAAAGAUAUUACUGUACAUUAUCUUUUUAAUGGUUUUGGAGUUGUCGAUAAGCAGUUUGAUAAUUUUUACGAAAAUUAUAUAUCAUGA
This is a messenger RNA of Plasmodium reichenowi, 3792 nucleotides long. RefSeq lists its product as hypothetical. The coding region runs from base 1 to 3792 and encodes 1263 amino acids. The record is from RefSeq and is a predicted model, not a curated record. The transcript has a single exon. Gene Ontology annotation, molecular function: ATP hydrolysis activity; ATP binding. Gene Ontology annotation, cellular component: Smc5-Smc6 complex. NCBI's taxonomy places the organism in Eukaryota, Apicomplexa, Aconoidasida, Haemosporida, Plasmodiidae. Gene Ontology annotation, biological process: double-strand break repair via homologous recombination.